UUUCUAAACGGGACUUAGGAUAUUCCCUUCUCGAUCCUGCUCCUUCCUUUUUUCUCCCUACUUGCGAGCGAGCCAACUCUUACUUGUUCCUCAAUCAGCUCCCCUCGCGUCCCCUGUCGCUUUCGGGGUGUGGGUGGGGAUGGAAACUAACUCGGCUGGGACGCAUUUUCGCUUCCGCUUUUUUUUCGACGGCCCGUUCAUAAGUCCCAUCGGAGGAGGAGGAGGAAGAAGAGGAGGAAGAAAACCUGUUUUAGAACUUGCGGAUGGCAGACGGAAGGCAGCGAUGCUCGCUACUCUGUGCCACUCACUACUCCUCGUAAAGUCCUGGCUUCCCCUCCCUGCGGCGGGACAGCGCUGCAAGCUCUCCUCCGCCUCCCGCCACUUCCUCGUUGCACAAGCCGCAGCGAGCCUCCCAGGUGCUCAGUUCACCCCAAGCUCGCCCUGAAGGAAGAGGACGGCCGAUCGGGGGCCCCAAUCCGGGCCCGGGUGCGGGGCUAACAGGACUGGACCGGGAACCGCUGCUACUGCUGCUGCUGCUCUUCCGCCGAUGCCCCGGGCUCCCGCCUCUCCAUGCCCGGAGCCGGGGCUGGCGGGAACGACACGCUCUUCCCCUUCUUUUCGGACUUCAAGGACGCGGCCGUCCGCCUGGGGCUGAGCAUCGUGGAGACGGUGGUGCUGGCCUCGAUCUUCGGCCUGGCCUUGGUGGCCAACGCGGGCGCCAUCCGGCUGGUGCUGCGCCGCAAGGGCCGGCCGGGCGCCGCCAGCUGCCUGGUGCUCAACCUCUUCUGCGCCGACCUGCUCUUCAUCAGCGCCAUCCCGGUCAUCGCGGUGGUGCGCUGGACCGAGAGCUGGACGCUGGGCGAGGCCGUCUGCCACCUGCUCUUCUACCUGAUGAGCCUGAGCGGCAGCGUCACCAUCCUCUCGCUGGCCGCCGUCAGCUUGGAGCGGGUGGUCAGCAUCGUCCGCCUCAAGCCCUCCAAGCCCUGGAAGGGCCGGCUGGUGGCCGCCUGCCUGCUGUCCAUUUGGGUCUUGGCGGCUCUGGCCACCCUCCCGCUCAGCCUCUUCUUCAGCGUCCAGCCGCUGCCCACCAGGGGCCAGGAAGUGUAUAUCUGCACCUUGGUUUGGCCGACCAUUGCAGGAGAAAUCGCUUGGGAUGUGUCCUUUGUCACUGUGAUCUUCCUAAUACCAGGACUGGUCAUUGUAAUUAGUUAUUCAAAGAUUUUACAGAAUAAUCACUUCUCCGACUUUGUGGAUAAUCAAACUGGUUAUACAACCAACAAUAUGCUCACUGUUCCCAUUAUGCAAUGCAAGGAAGUUCUUGCAGUUUUCAUGGCACUUAACAAACAAAAUGCUUCUGAGUUCUCUAAAGAGGAUGAAGAUGUCUUUAAUAAAUAUAUUCAGUUCCUUUCCCUUGUUGUGAAACAAAACCAUAUUACAUACCUGUAUAACGUUGAACUUAGAAAGAGUCAGAUACUUUUAUGGUCUGCCAACAAAGUAUUUGAAGAACUUACAGAUAUUGAGCGACAGUUUCACAAAGCCAUGUAUACUAUUCGACAAUAUUUAAAUUGCGAAAGAUAUUCCAUUGGUCUGCUGGACAUGACCAAAGAGAAGGAAUUUUACGAUGAAUGGCCAAUUAAAUUGGGAGAAGUAGAGCCUUACAAAGGACCAAAGACCCCUGAUGGUCGGGAAAUUAACUUUUAUAAGCUAAUCGAUUAUAUUCUACAUGGAGAAGAACAAAUUCAAGUAAUUCCGUCACCUCCUGCAGAUCACUGGUGUCUUGUGAGUGGCUUACCAACUUAUGUUGCUGUAAAUGGAUUUAUUUGCAAUAUGAUGAAUGCACAAGCAGACGAAUACUUCGCUUUUCAGAGAGAACCUUUGGACGACUCAGGCUGGACUGUAAAAAAUGUCUUAUCUUUACCUAUUGUAAACAAAAAAGAAGAGAUUGUAGGCGUAGCUACGUUUUACAACAGGAAAGAUGGAAAACCAUUUGAUGAAUAUGACGAACAGAUAACUGAAAUGCUUACACAAUUCCUUGGAUGGUCUGUUUUAAAUCCUGAGACAUAUGAGAAACUGAAUAAGAUGGAAAAUCGGAAAGAUAUUGCUCAGGAAAUGCUCAUGUAUCAGACAAAAGCAACACCUUCAGAAGUUAAAAGUAUACUGAAAUGCAAAGAAAAAUUGAAUCAAGAUAAUUUUGAAGACUGUGAUGAGAAAGAACUUGUUAAAAUUCUGGCAGAGGAAUUACCUGAGCCAGGCAGCGUUGAACUCUUUGAAUUUCACUUCAGCGACUUCCCUGUUACAGAUCAUGACUUGAUCAAGUGCGGCAUACAAAUGUUCUUCCAGUUAAAAGUUGUAGAGAAGUUCAAAGUACCACCAGAGGUACUCACAAGAUGGAUGUAUACAAUCAGAAAAGGAUAUCGUGACAUCACUUACCACAACUGGCGGCAUGGAUUUAACGUUGGACAGACCAUGUUUGCUCUUUUAAUGACUGGUAAGUUAAAGAAAUAUUACACUGACCUAGAAGCCUUUGCUAUGGUAGCUGCAGCUUUUUGCCAUGAUAUUGACCACAGAGGAACCAACAACUUAUAUCAAAUGAAGUCAGCAGCUCCAUUGGCAAAGCUCCAUGGCUCUUCCAUUUUAGAAAGGCACCAUCUAGAGUACAGUAAAACCCUGCUACAGGAUGAGAGUUUAAACAUCUUCCAAAAUCUGAAUAAACGCCAGCAUGAAAAUAUUUUGCAUAUAUUUGAAGUUUGCAUCAUAGCAACUGACUUGGCUCUGUAUUUCAAAAAAAGGACUAUGUUUCAGAAAAUAGUGGAUGCCACUGAAAAAAUGGAAGAUGAGAAUGAAGCAAUUAAAUACAUAACUAUGGACCCUACCAAAAAAGAAGUAAUCAUGGCUAUGAUGAUGACUGGCUGUGACCUUUCUGCCAUCACUAAACCUUGGGAGGUGCAAAGUAAGGUUGCUUUGAUGGUUGCAAGUGAAUUUUGGGAGCAAGGUGAUCUUGAACAAACAGUCCUACAGCAACAGCCAAUUCCUUUGAUGGACAGAGCCAAGAAGGAUGAAUUACCUAAGCUUCAAUGUGGUUUCAUUGAUUUUGUAUGUACCUUUGUGUAUAAGGAAUUCUCAAGGUUCCAUAAAGAAAUUACACCUAUGCUUGAUGGUCUUCAAAACAAUCGAGUGAAAUGGAAAGCGCUAGGUGAUAUUUAUGACGAGAAGAUGAAAGCUCUUGAAGAAGAAAAGAAAAAGCUAGAAGUUGAUGGCAAGAAAGCAGAAGAUAGUGGAAAUGGAGACUCAGCAGAUGGCAAAUCAAAAACAUGUAUAAUUUUAUAAUUAAAUGCAAGAGGUGCUACAAUCAAGAAAUCUAUCAACAUCUUCAGUGAGGUCAAGGAUUUCUGUCAAUGUAUGGAACAUAAACUGUUCAGUCUUUGCUUAUUUACCGGUACUAACUAAAAGAAUGGAAGUGGAACAUUUCCACCAAAGGAAAAUGGAAAUGGUUAAAGAAAUGAAUAACCUGAGAUUACUUUGUUAAAAGUGAUUGUGGACUCAUUUCUUGGUUGCUGCUGUUCUCAAUUAAUACUUUCUUUAUUUAAUGUAUUAAAACUUGUGAACUUUCAAGAAAUUAUAAUUUUACACAACUGUCAAUUAAUUUCAUGAUAAACUCUGUAUUGCACAAUACAGAGCACUGUAAUUGUAGCACUGUAAUUAUUAAUGCACAGAAGUAAGUUUUAUAUUAUGUCUAGUUACUUCCCCUGGAAUAAUUUAUAUUCUUACUUUUACUAUUACCAAUAAAGUUAUAGCUCAUGUCAUUUUGAAAGCUCUAUCUUUAGCAUAAGCUUAUGGCUAGAAACGGGCUUACUUCAAAAAUAUCUCUAAAUUCAGAAAAAGGAUUCUAGUACAGAGUCCUCAACUUAUGACCGUUGGAAUUAUGAUCGUUAGUCAUUGUGUUUGUAAGUCGAGGCAUCACAUGAUCGGACAUGAUUUUUCAAUAUUUUAUUUGCGGCGGUUAAGUCAACCAUGUGAUUGUUAAGUGAAUCCAUUUUUCACAAUGGGCAUUUUGCCAAAAACUGGAAGUAAUGCCACAAAUGGACAAAAAAUAUUGCAAAUCAUGGUUAUGUGAGUGUGGGAUGCUGCAAACAGCCAUAAAGGUGUUUGGGGUGAUUUUUCAGUUUAGCCUACAAAUAUUGUAUUUACUCAGACAAAUGAAUUAUAUAUUUUAUGAUUAUA
This is a messenger RNA of Crotalus tigris (Tiger rattlesnake), 4221 nucleotides long. RefSeq names its product phosphodiesterase 6C (gene PDE6C). The coding region runs from base 571 to 3327 and encodes 918 amino acids. Lineage: Eukaryota; Metazoa; Chordata; Lepidosauria; Squamata; Viperidae. The record is from RefSeq and is a predicted model, not a curated record. Gene Ontology annotation, molecular function: 3',5'-cyclic-nucleotide phosphodiesterase activity; G protein-coupled receptor activity; protein binding. Gene Ontology annotation, cellular component: membrane. Gene Ontology annotation, biological process: G protein-coupled receptor signaling pathway; visual perception. The transcript is spliced from 23 exons.